GUGAGAUGAGAGAAGAGUUGUUCUGGGAUCUUCAAAUGUUAAAAGCUGGUAAAAUCGACUGUAUGGUCAAACACGACAUACAAUCACCAACAAUCAGCUACCGGCCAAAACUACAGGAGCAGGACACCGAGCAGUUAAAUAUCUUGUGUCUUCAGAACAAAGCCAAGAGACUUUACGUCAGGCUCAUGCUCGAUGGUGUUUGGACUCUGCUGCCAUCUCCGUCCCACAGUAAAGUCAAUAUGAAACAGGGCAUCGUGUGUCUGAAAAGUGAGGACAUCUUGCAACUCCUCCACUAUAAAUAUGACAUCAUCAAAGAGCGACUGUACCGAGAGAUGCUACAGGACGAGUACGGCAUGGUUUGGUGGGACUCUAUGUCACCAUGGCAACAGAUGGAGAGUGUAUGUGAACUGGGGGCAUCUGUAGAACAAGCUUAUCGACAAAGGGACUGGCUCAAAAUGUGUGGGCUGCCCGGGGCCCUCCGGUGCUACAGGAGUUGUACUCCAGUGGUCCUGCGGGGGUGCUCUGAGAGUCUUAAAGACAGAUAUCAAGCGUGGUCAUCUCAACCGAAAGAACAGGCUUGGACUGCUAUCAUCUACCUGUCUGAACUCGAGUCCACCUAUCAAGAAGAGAAAGAGUCUCUCACCGCUGUCAUUCACAGAGUGGAACAGGAAGCUUUGCGCGUCAUUUAUCUGAGUAUGUGUGUUGCUGUACGGAGAGCCGAGAGAGAAAAUCAGUCCCGCGCCGCGCUGCUGGUCGCCAGACAACACUGGCACAGAUGGCCCUUUAUGAAAGGCUCUGUCAGUCAAGAACUCGCUGGGAUUUGGCUAAAAGAACAUUUAGUUCCCACUGCAGGACAACAACAGAGCAGGAAAACAGGAAGCUGUAUACAACAGACUAUUCUCCAGUUGCUGGUUCUGUGUCAGGAGCAGGAAAGGAAUCAAUUGGUGGAAAUUUUGCACAGUGUUUCCAAAAAUGACCUCCAAGGACCGAGAAGCAACAAGAUGGCAGAUGCAGAUGACCAGAGCUGUGUGUCCAGACUACAUCGUAUAAAAGUCUCUCUGCAGGAAGAACAGGCCUCUAAUACUGCACCACUUGCCCCAGGGUGUUCUGGGAUAGAUGUCUCAUGGGGCGAAUGUGCCGUGCAUUUACUGACUCAGCUUACACUAGGACAUGAAGAUGAGACCUGGACCGUUUUACACUCACUGCAAGAUCUGGAACUUGGGGGUCUUUUGAGUCUACUGCAAAAAUAUGAGACAGAGCUACAAAGACCAGAGUUCAACAACCUGCGGGAAGUUUUACAGUCAUCUGCACUCAUCCAAUCCACCGCUGAGCCAAACACGGAGAGAGAGAGAGCUGAAUAUCUCCAGGCAAGAUCACUGGACUGUGCAAAACAAGGACUCUGUACUGGAUGUGGCAUGGCUUUAGAUCCCGAAGACACGCCAUAUUUAGAGAUUCUGUGUGUCAGAGACCCAAGAGAUGAGGCGGGCAGGAUGGAGAUGAGGGAUGAAGAAAGUGUGAGAAGAGUCAUUGAGGAGAUUUCAGAAGAGAAACAGAACUCUCUGAUCGCAGUGGCCUGGAGCAAACCAGCGCAUGGACAUGAGCAGACUCAGGAAGUGACCUCAGCUGUACAGGAAGUGAAGCCAGACAAUAGAAUACAGCAUGAGAGAUCUGCAAACACAGUUCAGAACGGUGUAAACAUUCCAAACACAAAUCCGCAUGAAAUGAACCUAUUUACACACUUGGAAAACAAAAGCCCAGUCAUACUCCAAUCAAGAGCCGAAGAAACACAGAUAGAGAUUCAGACUCAAACCCCACGAGACCAUCCAGCAUUCAUCGCUGAGGAAGACCAAAAUGUUGGAGAUCAACAGCACACAAUCCAACCUCUCACUGACCAUCAACCCAUCACAACACAAUCCACUGACACAACAGACACCAACACGCCGCCAGCAAGCACACAGUCCACAGAUCCGGAGCAGACACACACAUGUGAUGCCCGUGAGAUGGAGACGUCGCAGGUGCAGAAGAGGGAGGAGGAGACGGAUGAGAGAGGAGCUGAAGAACAGCAGCUACAGCGGGAGGCCACCAUGCGUUGUCUAGUGAACAUCCAGAGGAGAGCAGAGAGGCGCUGGCAACGUGACCGAGACAGACAACUACUGAGAGUUCAGGAGCGACUGGCAAUCGUGCAGAGUCGGAAGGCCGAUGAGGAUCUGUUGGGUCUGACACAUCUAACCGACGCACUACGACAGGAGGACGAGCAACAACAGAAAACGUUAGUAAGAGAGAAACUCGAGCAGAUGAGGAGAGAGCGCUCGUGCAUUCUUCAGACCAGACGAGAGAGAAACACCACUGGCUUUAAAGAGCUCAUCGCACCCACUGCUCAACGCAUGGCAGAAACUGAAGAAAGCCAUUAAAUCUGCUCAAAUCUCCAACGCCACCCAACAUAUAACGUACACACAGCACAGAGCACACUACAAACAUUUAUCAACUUUAUUCAUGUUAUAGCACGAAAGUAACUGCGAUUCAAUAAUAGGUGUUUAUGUGUUUCCUUGUUGUUCCCCCAUCGAUCUGUAGUAGUGCUUACAAUGCAUGCACACAUUGGCUGUUGAUCACGUUGUGUUUCUUUGGCAAAACUAGAUGAAAAUGCAUCAGCAUGACUUUGUAUGUAUACUGCAGAACAUGAGCACGGUAAAACACGUUAACAUCUUGAUUCUUUUCAAUCUUUAUUUAAUCAAUCACACUUUUUCGAUAAGAGUUAUCACUGUUGCCCACGUGCGACAGCGUUUCACUUUUUCGUCUCCCAUCGAAAAGAAACAAGUAUUAUAGACUUCUUACGUAACAGCCGCAGGAUGACUGGUGAGCAUAUAAUGAAACACAACUGAAUAUUUUAUUGAACUUCAGGAAACUCCACAUUAUCUCUGUCUCUUAACAGAUUUGUGUGUGCGUUACUUGUAACUUAAACAACAAAGUCUGCCCUUUCCACCAACAUCAACGUUUAUAUAUUCGGAGAGCAUAUAUACUGUGAAAGUCUACAAUGGAAAUGAUAGUGAUGAAUAAAUUAUUUUGCCUUGUCUUUUGUUAUGUUUGAAGUCUGUUCUUUGUGUGUUUGUUUGUUUAUGUGUGUGUGUGUGUGUGUUAAGUUGUAGACUGCAGGUAAAUGAUGUCAGUGCAUGUGUGUUAUCUUUAUAGUCUUACUAUUGUGUGUGUGUUCGGUUCACUACAUGGUGUGAAGAAUGAUGGACGGGGGGGUCUGU
This is a messenger RNA of Triplophysa dalaica, 3251 nucleotides long. RefSeq lists its product as uncharacterized. The record is from RefSeq and is a predicted model, not a curated record. Bases 6 to 2411 code for a protein of 801 amino acids. NCBI's taxonomy places the organism in Eukaryota, Metazoa, Chordata, Actinopteri, Cypriniformes, Nemacheilidae. The transcript is spliced from 18 exons.